This is a messenger RNA of Theobroma umbraticum, 876 nucleotides long. Its product is annotated as cytochrome b5. The record is from RefSeq and is a predicted model, not a curated record. Gene Ontology annotation, cellular component: intracellular membrane-bounded organelle; membrane. Gene Ontology annotation, molecular function: heme binding. Lineage: Eukaryota; Viridiplantae; Streptophyta; Magnoliopsida; Malvales; Malvaceae.
UUUUGGCAAUUGUCGGGGACACCUCACCAACAUAAAUAGAAGAGAAGAUCCUGACAGUUGUUCGAGUUGGAAUUGUCUUUUUGACAAGAACAAGGACAGACUUUCAGAGAAAGGGCGAUAGCUGAAAGCUUUUAUCUAAUCUCUCAAAAGCCCCUGGUGAAAAAUGGCUUCAGAUCCAAAGAUGCACACUUUCGAAGAGGUCUCAAAGCACAACAAAACCGAAGACUGUUGGCUGAUUAUUUCUGGGAAGGUGUAUGAUGUAACUCCAUUCAUGGACGAUCACCCAGGGGGCGAUGAAGUUUUGCUGUCAGCAACCGGGAAGGAUGCCACUAAUGAUUUCGAAGACGUGGGGCACAGUGAUUCUGCAAGAGACAUGAUGGAAAAAUACUACAUAGGCGAUAUUGAUUCAAAAACUGUUCCAGCUAAGCGCGUCUUCAUUCCACCACAGCAAACCCCAUACAAUCCUGAUAAGACCCCAGAGUUUAUCAUUAAGAUCCUACAGUUUCUGGUACCCCUCUUGAUCCUGGGCUUGGCUAUUGCAGUACGUAACUUCACUAAGAAAGAGUAGCUUAUUACUACACAGUUUCUUACCCGUUUUGAGGUGUGAAUUGGUGGUUUCAUCAGUUAGUUGAGAAGAACAGUCAUAUCAUUUGUUUCAUUUCCCUUUAACGUUUGUGUGUCUUAAAUCCGAUUAGUGGUUCAUAAUAUGGUCCAUUGUAGAAGACAAUACCAUAUUGAGAAGAACCCAUUUAUGUCAGCCGGGAGACAAGAAGAUGCUAAAUUUUCUUGGAAUUUAUGAGCAGGACGAUGUGUUUUUAAACCUUAUGUACACCUAGUUUUUGUUCUUCAGCUCGAAAUCAAUGACUUUAUAUCUCC